AUGGCGGAGUCCGUGCCAGAGAAGGAAGACCAGGCGGCGUUGGAUGCGCAAGUCGCCAGGAAGGAGCAUGCCCUGGCCCGCAAGCGUGCAGCGACGGACGUCUGCACGGUGGACGUCAAAGCCUUCGUAGACCGGGUAAUGGAUGAAGGGACUUGGCUCAGCACGGUCAAAGAUGCAGUGGCUUUCGUGGCAGCCCAUGUCGACCGGGCUGCGGCCUGCCAGAAGUAUCCGUCCCAGAGCGACAUCAAACGGAUGCUGGGGCAAGGCCGGUCCUGUCAGACCGGUGGCAGCCUGGGUUGGCUGAACCUCCAAGAAUAUGCAUUCAGCCCAGAAGUUCUGCCAUCCUCGCGCGUGGUCUUCUCGGCGCA
Symbiodinium pilosum is the source of this 368-nucleotide messenger RNA. Lineage: Eukaryota; Dinophyceae; Suessiales; Symbiodiniaceae. The record is from the annotation of a GenBank genome assembly.